This is a messenger RNA of Pelagomonas calceolata, 804 nucleotides long. The record is from the annotation of a GenBank genome assembly. Lineage: Eukaryota; Pelagophyceae; Pelagomonadales; Pelagomonadaceae.
GCUAUAGCGCCAGCUGCCCUGCCCGGCGCCCCGCGGCCCGCGCUGUUACGCGAGGCACGAAGCCAGCAGACGCGUUACGUCGUACGCGACGCCUCGCAGCACACCGUGUGAGCAGUACGUAACGUCGUCGUCGCGCAGCGCUACAUACCUAGUUGGGGCAGCCUCUCUGCGGCGUCGUGAGGCUGAAACGACACCAUGAAGGACACGGUCCACCCCGUGGACGAGGUCAUCAACAAGAUGAAGGAGGUCGAGGGCUUUGGGGGGUUUGUCAUCUGCAAUAAUGAUGGCGUCGUGUUGCGGCACGAGAACCUGGGAGCGGCGGACAAGCUAGGUAUUCAUCUGUGUGGAAAUCAACCAGUGAGUCGGGUGCACCCGACAAAUCUUCACUAAGUCAUUUCUCGGCGACGACGUGGCCGCGCUGGCUCCGGCGAGCGGCGAGGAAUCGGCAUCGCCACGCCAUCGAGCAGGCGUCGCGUCGACGGCGUGGAGGACGACGCGGCGAUUCAGCACGAACGCGCCGUCAAAUUUUGAUUUCCGCACAGGUAUUCAUCAUGCAUAUCACGCCCUCGACCUGAUGAACAAGGCGCGGGACCACAUCCGGACGUUGUUUGAAGCGCCGGAGAAUGAAUUGGAGAGCGUGCGAUUGAAGACGGACAACUACGAGAUGAUCAUCUCGCAGGUCGGCAACUACACGCUCUGCGUCAUGCAGAAGCCACCGGUCGAGGAGGUCGCGGAGGAGGGCGAAGCGGCGGCGGCGGAGUAGUGUUGGGCUCGGACUAAGUUGUGCUCUCUUUUACGGCGGCG